This is a messenger RNA of Diceros bicornis minor, 6846 nucleotides long. RefSeq names its product ATPase plasma membrane Ca2+ transporting 2 (gene ATP2B2). Lineage: Eukaryota; Metazoa; Chordata; Mammalia; Perissodactyla; Rhinocerotidae. Gene Ontology annotation, cellular component: postsynaptic density membrane; intracellular membrane-bounded organelle. The transcript is spliced from 23 exons. Bases 365 to 4096 code for a protein of 1243 amino acids. Gene Ontology annotation, biological process: regulation of cytosolic calcium ion concentration; calcium ion transmembrane transport. Gene Ontology annotation, molecular function: P-type calcium transporter activity; PDZ domain binding; ATP binding. The record is from RefSeq and is a predicted model, not a curated record.
CCCGCCUGGAAACCGUGCCGGAUGGGUGGUGAUUUUCGUAGCCAAGAGCCGCCACCCCUGACCAUGUAGAUGCAAGCUCCAGGGAGCAGCAUGGGCCCCGCUGAAUGGAGACUCCUGGGUCUACAGCCCUGAGCCCUUCUGGCCCCUGGACCUCGCCCCGCACCUGGGGACAGCCCCUGGAGUUCACCACCCCUGUCACCAGCCUGCCUCGGCCGCCCCCUCCCCCUGGGACCCAGAGUCGGCCGCCAGGAGCCACAGCCAUCCAGUGAGGUUGUGCUGAGGACAGCCACCCGGAGCCGUCGCCCCGCAGCCUCUCGUCCAGCGCUGACCCUCGGGCCCACCCCGAGCAGGGACUGCGGCAAACAUGGGUGACAUGACCAACAGCGACUUUUACUCCAAAAACCAAAGAAAUGAGUCAAGCCAUGGGGGCGAGUUUGGGUGCACGAUGGAGGAGCUGCGCUCCCUCAUGGAGCUGCGGGGCACCGAGGCCGUGGUCAAGAUCAAGGAGACUUAUGGGGACACCGAAGCCAUCUGCCGGCGCCUCAGAACCUCACCUGUGGAAGGUUUGCCGGGCACCGCUCCAGACCUGGAAAAGAGAAAACAGAUUUUUGGGCAAAACUUUAUACCUCCAAAGAAGCCAAAAACCUUCCUGCAGCUGGUGUGGGAAGCGCUGCAGGACGUGACGCUGAUCAUCCUGGAGAUCGCGGCCAUCAUCUCCCUGGGGCUCUCCUUCUACCACCCGCCCGGCGAGAGCAACGAAGGGUGCGCGACCGCCCAGGGAGGGGCGGAGGAUGAAGGCGAGGCGGAGGCCGGCUGGAUAGAGGGGGCCGCCAUCCUCCUGUCCGUCAUCUGCGUGGUCCUGGUCACGGCCUUCAAUGACUGGAGCAAAGAGAAGCAGUUCCGGGGCCUGCAGAGCCGCAUCGAGCAGGAGCAGAAGUUCACUGUGGUCCGGGCCGGGCAGGUGGUCCAGAUCCCUGUGGCCGAGAUUGUGGUUGGAGACAUCGCCCAGGUCAAAUAUGGCGACCUCCUUCCUGCCGACGGCCUCCUCCUCCAGGGCAACGACCUCAAGAUCGACGAGAGCUCCCUGACGGGCGAGUCCGACCAGGUGCGCAAGUCCCCGGACAAGGACCCCGCGCUGCUCUCAGGAACCCAUGUGAUGGAGGGCUCUGGACGGAUGGUGGUGACUGCUGUGGGUGUGAACUCUCAGACUGGCAUCAUCUUCACCCUGCUGGGGGCUGGCGGCGAGGAAGAAGAGAAGAAAGACAAGAAAGGUGUGAAGAAGGGGGAUGGCCUUCAGCUACCAGCGGCCGAUGGCGCGGCAGGUUCAAAUGCUGCAGAUAGUGCAAAUACCAGCCUAGUCAAUGGUAAAAUGCAGGAUGGCAAUGUGGACGGCAGCCAGAGCAAAGCCAAACAGCAGGACGGGGCUGCUGCCAUGGAGAUGCAGCCCCUCAAGAGUGCCGAGGGCGGCGACGCCGACGACAAGAAGAAGGCCAACAUGCACAAGAAGGAGAAGUCGGUGCUGCAGGGCAAGCUCACCAAGCUGGCGGUGCAGAUCGGCAAGGCGGGCCUGGUGAUGUCGGCCAUCACAGUGAUCAUCCUGGUGCUCUACUUCACUGUGGACACCUUCGUGGUCAACAAGAAGCCAUGGCUACCCGAGUGCACACCUGUCUACGUGCAGUACUUUGUCAAGUUCUUCAUCAUCGGCGUCACGGUGCUGGUGGUUGCCGUGCCCGAGGGACUCCCUCUGGCCGUCACCAUCUCGCUGGCCUACUCAGUGAAGAAAAUGAUGAAGGACAACAACCUGGUACGCCACCUGGACGCCUGUGAGACCAUGGGCAACGCCACAGCCAUCUGCUCGGACAAGACAGGCACGCUGACCACCAAUCGCAUGACAGUGGUGCAGGCCUACGUCGGCGACGUCCACUACAAGGAGAUCCCUGACCCCAGCUCCAUCAACGCCAAGACCAUGGAGCUUCUGGUCAACGCCAUCGCCAUCAACAGCGCCUACACCACCAAGAUUCUGCCCCCGGAGAAGGAGGGCGCCCUGCCUCGGCAAGUGGGCAAUAAGACGGAGUGCGGCCUGCUGGGCUUCGUGCUGGACCUGAAGCAGGACUACGAGCCCGUGCGCAGCCAGGUGCCGGAGGAGAAGCUGUACAGAGUGUACACCUUCAACUCCGUGCGCAAGUCCAUGAGCACGGUCAUCAGGCUGCCUGACGAGAGCUUCCGCAUGUACAGCAAGGGCGCCUCCGAGAUCGUGCUCAAGAAGUGCUGCAAAAUCCUCAGCGGGGCAGGCGAGCCCCGGGUCUUCCGGCCCCGAGACCGGGACGAGAUGGUGAAGAAGGUGAUCGAGCCUAUGGCCUGCGACGGGCUCCGCACCAUCUGCGUGGCCUACCGCGACUUCCCCAGCAGCCCCGAGCCCGACUGGGACAACGAGAAUGACAUCCUCAACGACCUCACCUGCAUCUGCGUGGUGGGCAUCGAGGACCCCGUGCGGCCCGAGGUCCCAGAAGCCAUCCGCAAGUGCCAGCGGGCAGGCAUCACCGUCCGCAUGGUCACUGGUGACAAUAUCAACACGGCCCGGGCCAUUGCUAUCAAGUGUGGCAUCAUCCAUCCUGGGGAGGACUUCCUGUGCCUUGAGGGCAAAGAGUUCAACCGGAGGAUCCGCAACGAGAAGGGGGAGAUUGAGCAGGAGCGAAUCGACAAGAUCUGGCCAAAGCUGCGGGUGCUAGCCCGCUCCUCCCCCACGGACAAGCACACCCUGGUCAAAGGCAUCAUCGACAGCACGCACACCGAGCAGCGGCAGGUGGUGGCCGUGACGGGGGACGGCACCAACGACGGGCCUGCACUCAAGAAGGCCGACGUGGGCUUCGCCAUGGGCAUCGCGGGCACAGACGUGGCCAAGGAGGCCUCGGACAUCAUCCUGACGGAUGACAACUUCAGCAGCAUCGUCAAGGCGGUGAUGUGGGGCCGCAACGUCUAUGACAGCAUCUCCAAGUUCCUGCAGUUCCAGCUGACGGUCAACGUGGUGGCUGUGAUCGUGGCCUUCACGGGUGCCUGCAUCACGCAGGACUCCCCUCUGAAGGCUGUGCAGAUGCUCUGGGUGAACCUCAUCAUGGACACAUUUGCCUCACUGGCGCUGGCCACUGAGCCGCCCACCGAGACCCUGCUUCUGAGGAAGCCUUACGGCCGCAACAAGCCCCUCAUCUCUCGGACCAUGAUGAAGAACAUCCUGGGCCAUGCCGUCUACCAGCUCACCCUCAUCUUCACCCUGCUCUUUGUUGGUGAGAAGAUGUUCCAGAUCGACAGCGGGAGGAACGCGCCGCUGCACUCGCCGCCCUCGGAGCACUACACUAUCAUCUUCAACACCUUCGUCAUGAUGCAGCUCUUCAACGAGAUCAACGCUCGCAAGAUCCACGGUGAGCGCAACGUCUUUGAUGGCAUCUUCCGGAACCCCAUCUUCUGCACCAUCGUCCUGGGCACCUUUGCCAUCCAGAUAGUGAUCGUGCAGUUUGGGGGGAAGCCGUUCAGCUGCUCUCCGCUGCAGCUGGACCAGUGGAUGUGGUGCAUCUUCAUCGGGUUAGGCGAGCUUGUCUGGGGCCAGGUCAUCGCCACCAUCCCGACCAGCAGGCUCAAGUUCCUCAAGGAGGCGGGCAGGCUCACGCAGAAGGAGGAGAUCCCGGAGGAGGAGCUCAAUGAGGACGUGGAGGAGAUAGACCACGCCGAGCGAGAGCUGCGGCGGGGCCAGAUUCUGUGGUUCCGAGGCCUGAAUCGGAUCCAAACCCAGAUCCGCGUCGUGAAGGCGUUCCGUAGCUCUCUCUAUGAAGGUCUAGAAAAGCCUGAGUCUCGAACCUCCAUCCAUAAUUUCAUGGCUCAUCCUGAGUUCCGGAUCGAAGAUUCACAGCCCCACAUCCCCCUCAUUGACGACACCGACCUGGAAGAAGAUGCUGCGCUCAAGCAGAACUCGAGCCCGCCCUCGUCGCUCAACAAGAACAACAGCGCCAUCGACAGCGGGAUCAACCUGACGACUGACACAAGCAAAUCAGCUACCUCUUCAAGUCCAGGGAGCCCCAUCCACAGCCUGGAGACGUCGCUUUAGCUGAGGACCCCGCCGCCACCCCCCUCCCGGGCACCCACCCAUCCAGGCACCCAACUCACCAAGCAGCAACGAGCAACAACAGGAAACCAAAUACUGGCAAGAAAACCAACGUUUCCACCCAACAGACCCUUUUUCUGGCUGCGAUGCUGUUUGAACUCUUUUUCACUUUGAGGCAAGGGGCAGGAUCUCCUCCCGGGGCUUAAGGAAGUGAGCGAUUUUUCCCAGAACACGCCCUUCCUGGCUCCCGCCCAAACGUGGACCAGCCAUGCACCUGCCCGGCUGCCACGUCCCCUGCAUGAAUGUACUGCACACUUCCAGUCCUCCCCUUGUUUGGUGUUUGGGGGGUUGGGGAGGGUUUUUUUGUUUGUUUUCUUAGGCGGGAACUGCAAACAGACUCUUUUCUGAGACUAUUUAUCCAAUGCACUGGUCUGUGAGUUUUUGAAAUGCUUGCACAGCAUGGUCUCAGUUGUAUAGGUUAAUUUAACAACUUUUUGAAAUUGCAGAGGUUAACUCGCCUCGUAGAUUUGCACCAACGGAACCGAAGAACUUCAUAGACAUUCACAAGGUUAUAUCCAUUUCUUUGUAUCUAUAUCAACGUAUACUUCUCCAAGACUGUAUACGUCCAUAUAGAUAGGUAGAUAUAUAUAUAUAUAUAAAUAUAUAUACAUGGAUAUAUAAAGUUUCUUUGCCGGCAUGUUGCCUUGUUUCCGCUUAAAUUGCUCUAUUUUAACUUAUUUAUGUCCUAAAAGAAGAAUGUAAUUUGUUUACAAACCUGUAGAUAACAUCUUUGGCUAUUUGCACGGUUUAAGAACACUGGUGGCUGAGAUGCUAUCAAAACACCUCAGCCCAACAGACACUUCCCUGGAUUGCAUCCUCGAUGUUUUACGAUAGCCAUGUUCUGAUUUUUGCCUGCUAUUUCCGUUCAAUAAUGUCACUACCGCGAGAGGCUCAGGCAGAAGCCGAAUGCUACCGAGUACCCGUCCUGAGGGUUGAAGACCACGCUCCGUAGACAAAGGGAGAGGAAGAGAGAAGGCUUCCUGGGUCUGUGGCACUGACGGCCGUCCUGGCCCCAGGACGGACAGGAGUCGCUAAGCAGUGGUUGAAGACUUUGCUUUGAAGACUUUUCUCUCAAUGAAACUCGCUUAAGUUUACUAAGAGCAUUUCAGAAAGAGGUUCUUUGGCACUGUCUGUACAGAGAUUGAGGUAGUGUUGCAAUAUUAUAAAUGCUAUUGUGUUGAUUUUUUUUUUUUUUAGUUAGUAAUUUAGAGGUUUAUUUCCUUAUAAAUUGCAGCGGAUGAGCUGUUGGCAUAUUGGAUGAGGAUCAUUAUGGCUUGCUGCUUUUAUUUUUUUUUUUAAAGAAUAGCCUUUUUCUCUGCACUAUUUAGAUCCGAACAAACCUUAUGAUCUGUAUAUUGAGAUGUAUUCAGUGUGAUUUUUAAACCAAAUUGUCUUCCUGUAGUCGCAAUAUAUACUGUAGCCUUUUAACAGCAAGUCUUGCUUUCCCAGACAGAAAGCCAUUCUGAAACCCUACAGUAUCACAGGUGAGAAAAGGUGGUUAUUUUCCCCCCAAGACAAUAACAGCACUAGUAAUCCCACUUAAUAAGAGCUUAUUUAAUUGUAUGUCAGCCUCUUAACUGCUAAGCACUUUGUGGGUAUCAGCUUUUUUCAUAAAAGAACUUUUGUAUUUAAUACAAAGUUUGCUUUGAGACUUUUCAGCAUACGAUCUUUUUCCAUAAACUUGUACAGUGCAAAAGACAUUUUGAAUACCAUGAUCGAUGACGUCCCGUGCUUCAAGGAAAACCAAACACUUUUCCGCCUCGCUUGCGAACUUCAUUCCUCAUAUGACCCUCCCCACGGUUGCUCUGUGUCAGCCCAGCCCCUUCCCUUCUCCAGGCCCAGAGAAUUCUUCCACAAACAAGAUGAGAGCCACUCGGGAAAAGAGCCAUAGUCAGCCAGGAGGGCCUGUGUCUGGAUGGCUGUGGAGAAACCUGAGGGUUUGGGAUCCUGAGCCAGCCCAUUCACCUGGCAAAACCUGCGUGGAAGGAGGACCUUCUCUGUGAGCGAGCAUCACCUUGAUGUUGUGAAGAAACAUCUCUGAAUGUACCCAGCAGAGGAAACUGCAUCCCCAAAGGGGUGACCAGCCCUCAGAUACGCAGAUUGGAUUCCAGUACGACCACCGCCAAAAGCCAGCCCACAGCUCUCCUGCCGAGAAAGGAAAGACCUGCACCCGUAAAACAUGGGGCAGCCUUGGAACGUGGUGUUUUUUGUCGUUUCCUUUGUCAAGGUUUUCCACCCGCUUCUUUGUUCCAAUCUUGUGUCCAUGACCUUAUUCCAUGACACCAGGGAAGCUGCGCUUGCACACCAUGCUCCCUGUUCCUUUGGAGCCAGCGCGCGAGGAAGACAGGAGGGGCUUCUCUGAGUGGAGCCUAGCUUGAGGAGCAGGGAGCGACGGCGCUACCAAGAGUGCCCGACAUUGCUGUUGGUUUUCUCUGGUCAGGAAUGAUGGCUGUUCACCCACGCACCCUCACUCUCACACUUGCACACACAUCCACACACACAGGAAAUGAUUGGUUUGUCAAAACUCACUGUAGUACAUAAAGCUUGCACUCUGCGUCCUAUAUCUAGCAGCAUGGGGUACGUUUGGCAGUUCACCCCAUUAGGGGGUAAAUAAUUUAUGACCAUUCAUCUGUUUUUAUGAAUUUUUUUAUCUAGACAAUAAUUGUAAAUAAAGAACUCACCGUCUCUGUUCA